AUGUUGCUCUUCACGAUGCUCAGCAUCGCCCAGGUCCCCGGGGAUGGGCUGGAGUUAAGUGUGCUCAGCGCCUUCAAGUGCUCAAGGAAUAUAAUGGCCGAGUCAAUCACUUGUCAGAGAGGGCUCAUUACAGCCGGCGGAGACAAGGAGCCGGGCGGCGGAGGGCAGGCUGUGCGCAGCGGGGUGCGUGGCACGGGCAGCUCGCUCUUUCUUCGCCCCCGCGCUGCUGCAUUCUCUCGCCUGAUGCCGAUGAAGGAUGGGUCGCGGCGGCUGCAAACUGCCUUCGUCUGCUGCAGUGGCCAGAGGCAGGAGGUCCCCAUCCUCAGGGACAGCCAGGAGGGAGAGAUGAUGCUGAUGCUGGUGCGGGUACCGGUGCCUGUACGGGUACUGGAGAUACCAGUGCAGGGCUCUGGCAAAGGUACCCUGCCCGGCGCCCUGGCUGCCCGCCCGGCAGAGCAGGCUCAGCAGCGCUGGGACCGCAGGGUCUCUGCCGGCAGACGGGCUGUGCUGGCACGGCAGGGGCCUGCCAUCACUCACUCCAUCGUUGAAGGCACCCGGGUGUCGCAGACCUUCCCCCACGAGCAAUCGCUCUCCUCGGGCAUCCCGACGCUCAGAGAUGCUCUCCCCGCGGCCAGGCUGCCCCCGGCGCUGCUGAAGGAGAAACCAUCACUGAAGGGUAUUUUUAACAUCACCUUGCAUCCUUUCUGCUCGCAGGCGGCCAUAGCCGAUGCCGGCGUCAGCCUGGAUGAGGUGCGCAGCUUUAUCGGGGGAACACUACCGCAGUAG
This is a messenger RNA of Charadrius vociferus (killdeer), 786 nucleotides long. RefSeq lists its product as uncharacterized. The transcript is spliced from 6 exons. The record is from RefSeq and is a predicted model, not a curated record. NCBI's taxonomy places the organism in Eukaryota, Metazoa, Chordata, Aves, Charadriiformes, Charadriidae. The coding region runs from base 1 to 786 and encodes 261 amino acids.